This is a messenger RNA of Diaporthe amygdali, 2781 nucleotides long. RefSeq lists its product as uncharacterized. Gene Ontology annotation, molecular function: oxidoreductase activity. Bases 1 to 2781 code for a protein of 926 amino acids. Lineage: Eukaryota; Fungi; Ascomycota; Sordariomycetes; Diaporthales; Diaporthaceae. The record is from RefSeq and is a predicted model, not a curated record. The transcript is spliced from 7 exons.
AUGGGGCGCCCAAACCCUCCCCGAGACUAUUGCAAGAAGCUCCUUCCUGUGGCUAUCGAUGAGAUAGCGAGCAAGGAGCCGCACCGGCCGUGGGCAUCGCUGCCUGUCGACGACUGGGAUCUUGCCCAAGGCUUUGAGGAGAUCACCUUCGGCGCUUUAGCUAACGCCAUCAACAAGGUGGCUCACACUAUUGAAGCCGCAUUUGGGCGGUCCUCCAACUUUGAAGCCUUUGCCUAUCUAGGCGUGCCUGAUGUACGAUAUCAUCUUGUUCAGAUGGCGGCCAUCAAGACCGGGUACAAGGUUCUCCUUUCGUCUCCACUCAACAGCACCAACGUCCACGCUUCAUUAAUGGAAAAGACGAAAUGCGUGGCAUUGUUUUCUGCCAAUGGUGCUCGAGUCGAUGACAUCCUCAGGGCUCAUCCCGUCAAGCAUGCUUUGAUACCGGAACUGGACGACCUGCUGAGCUUGGAGGACCGCGCCCCUCCGUACCACUUCCACAAGACGUGGGAGGAGGGCAAGCUCGACCCCUAUAUGAUCCUUCACUCAAGUGGGACAACAGGGGACCCAAAGCCCGUAGAGUACACGCACCUAUUCUACGGUAACGCGUGGACUUACAUAUUCUUGCCGGAGGUCUACGGACGAGAGCACUUUUAUGACCUAAUGUACCCAGGAAAUGGCUUCCGACAUCGAGCCAUAACUACCGGUGAUAUCCGCGACUACCUGGAGUUUGCGAGGGUAACCAAGGCCGCGCUUACGCCUUGGAUGAUGGAGGAGCUUGCUCGCAGGCCCAACCCCGAGCGAUACAUCAAGCCGUUUGAAUCUGUAUUAUUUGGAGGUGCCGUGCUUUCACCUCAUGCCAGUAGUAUUUGGGCAAAAUACACUCACAUCCAGAAUGGGUGGGGCUGCACUGAGGCUAUGGCUGCAGGUCUCGUGAGGGCAGACAACGAGGAUUGGCCUUACGUGUACUUUGACACUAUCCAUACCGGUAUCGAGUUUCGGAAAUCGAACGCCGAAUUCUUUGACGAGCACGGGUUGCAGGUACCACUAUACGAAAUAGUGCUCACUAUGAAUGAGAAGAAUGCCCCCUAUGCGAGCUGGCAUGUACGACAGGGCAUGACACCCGAGAAUGCGAGGCCACCAUACCCCGAAUAUCGGCCUGGGGACCUGUGGACGCCCCACCCAGACCCAGAAAAAGCCGCAUUUGUUUUCAAAUUCGUGGGCCGUACUGAUGAUACCUUCACGCUCUCCACCGCUUCGAACAUCCACCCGGGGCCUAUCGAGAGAGCGAUCGGCGCUCACCCCAAAGCUGGAGCUGUCAUGAUCGUGGGUAACCAGCGCAGGCAACCACUCGCGCUGAUCGAAAUUAUUGAAGGAGCCGAGCCUACCGCAGGUCUGAAAAAAGAGAUUUGGGAGUCCGUGAUAGAGGGUGCCAAUGCAAACAUGCCAGCUCAUGCGACUAUCACGCGUACGCAUGUGGCGCUGGUGCCACCUGCGUCCUUUAUUCGAACGCCAAUCGGGAAAAUUAUUCGGAAGAAGACAGAGGCAAAGUUUGCGGACCUGAUCAACAGCGUGUACGAGGAAUUCGGGGAUCAGUGGCAGGGCAGACAGGGCAGGUUUAGCUCAAUUACGGCGACGACGCAGAUCACAGUGGAAUCCGGAGGGCUCAUGCGCAUUUUCAUUCCCUUUCUUUUCUGCAGAGCCGCUCGACAAGCUUUCCUUGCCAAGUCAUCUGAUCUACUACUGCAAGCGAAGUUCUUCAUGGGCAUAAUUGCCAUUGCUGCCUUCACGGCAGACGCCCGGCACAGCCGUAAGCGGGGUGUUCAACCCGCGAGAUGUACAUCAGAAGCCGCAGUACAACGUAAGGAAUAUGGCAGCAUGGCUGACCACGAGAAGCUAUCUUACAUCCAUGGAGUCCAGUGCUUGAUGCAGAUGCCUUCCUUAUACCCACCCGAGGUCGUACCAGCGGCAACGAGCCGCUGGCUUGACUUCACGGCAAUCCACAUCGACCAGACGCUGGAGAUUCACUUCUCUGGACUACUGCUCCCCUGGCAUCGUCACUUCCUCUACCUCCUCGAGCAGGCACUUCAGCAAGACUGCGGAUAUCCAAAGUCACUCGGGAUUCCCUAUUGGGACUAUCCACUGUACCCGCAUUUGGAAAACAGUCCCAUCUUCGACGGUUCCCAUAACUCGCUGGGGAGUAAUGGCCGUACCACCGACUACUGCAUAGAGACGGGCCCUUUUUCCAACUCCACCAUCAAUUUUGGGCCUUUUACCUCCAUAGUGACCUUUGACAUCACCCAGCCGGCCAACUGGCAGGAGUCGAAGCCACAGUGCAUCCAGCGCAAAUUCAAUGACGAGGCCCUCCAAGCGUUCAACAAUCAAUCCAACAUCGACGCCCUGCUGGCCUCCCCAAACAUCACAACAGUCCUGCGCUGGCUCAACGGCGCGAGCCUCCUGUUCGGCUUUACGGAGAAGGGAAUCCACGGCGGAGGACACUACUCGAUCGGAGGAACGGCCUCUGAUUUCUUCGGUAGCCCGCAGGAUCCCGCUUUUUUCCUGCAUCAUGCUCAGCUGGACCGCCUUUGGUCGAUCUGGCAGGGCAGGCACCCAGAGUUGAGGUACACAUAUAACGGGACCAGCACGGUCUUCAAUCCGCCGGGAGUGACACCGGAGGUGGUGAAUUCGACAGUGAUGAAUUUUGGGCCAGUUGGAGAAUCCAUCACGGUAGGGGAGACAGCGGACCCGAUGGGAAGGAUACCCUACUGUUACGUUUAUGUUUAA